This is a messenger RNA of Stylophora pistillata, 705 nucleotides long. Its product is annotated as dynein axonemal assembly factor 11. Lineage: Eukaryota; Metazoa; Cnidaria; Anthozoa; Scleractinia; Pocilloporidae. Gene Ontology annotation, cellular component: cytoplasm. Gene Ontology annotation, biological process: outer dynein arm assembly. Gene Ontology annotation, molecular function: protein binding. The record is from RefSeq and is a predicted model, not a curated record.
AUGGUUCGAAUUACAGAGGAUUUACUUCGAAAAAGAGCCGAACACAACAACUGCGAGAUCUUUUCACUGGAAGAAAUUUCACUACAUCAACAGGAAAUUGAGAGGAUUGAGCUCCUUGAUAAACUGUGCAGAGAUCUGAAAAUUCUCUACUUACAGAGUAAUUUGAUACCAAGAAUAGAGAAUGUUUGUAGACUGAAGAAGCUAGAAUACCUUAAUUUGGCACUGAAUAAUGUUACAAGGGUUGAAAACCUUGAAGGGUGUGAGUCUUUGCAAAAGUUGGAUCUCACCGUCAAUUUUGUAGGAGAGUUGACUAGUAUUGAAUCACUUAGAGGAAAUUACCAUUUCAGAGAACUAUAUUUGACAGGAAAUCCUUGCACAGAGUAUGAAGGUUACAGAGAGUAUGUCAUUGCAACUUUAGAUAAUUUAAAAUGGCUUGAUGGAAAAGAGAUCGAAAAAUCUGAAAGGAUAUUAGCCAAACAGGAACGAGAGAAACAAGAUGCAGCUAAAACAAAAGUAGCUGAAGAAGAAUUACAGUUAGGCUGUGAAAAUCAAAAUGAAAGUGUCAGGUUCUGGUGUACAUUUCUCAAAGUUCCCGCUAACUUAGUGGGCCUGAAGCCAUAUUUUAAAAGCAAAAAACAGUUUCUUUCUCUUAUGCCAGACACGGUCAAUGACCUAAACCCCACACAAGAUAACCAGCUCAGAUAA